Messenger RNA from Acanthoscelides obtectus, 495 nucleotides. Lineage: Eukaryota; Metazoa; Arthropoda; Insecta; Coleoptera; Chrysomelidae. The record is from the annotation of a GenBank genome assembly.
GAGCGUGUUAAAAUAUGCCUAUAAAAGCGUGAUCCGUGGAACUUCUUUGAAACCUUCUGGAUGGACCUACCUAAUCAAUGUUAGAGUACAAGCUUUCUCUGGUUCUCCGUAUUGGAUUCGAGUGCGUCGAAAACAGCAGCCCCGAUCAGCAAAUAGGUGAAGGUGCAGACGAUCAAGGAGAGCGUACGGACAUUCUGCUUCUUCAUGCUUCACGGAGAGCGACGCCGCUGGAUGAAGCAGCGGCAACCAAGGCAUCGUGCUGCUGUCUCCCAGCCCAGCUCGUUCCGCCUUCUACUAGCUGUACCUAAACCCACCAUGGUGGACGCCAACCACUCGGAGAUCCUGGGAUGCAUCCCGAACGUGGAACAUUGCAACACCUGCAGCAGAUCAAAAAUUUUACUUAGCACACUUGUAUUAUUUAUCUUAUAAACGUCAUGGAUCUUAUAUUAUUCAUAUUUGAAAUAUUGAACAAAUAACAGAACACAAUAAAAACUA